Messenger RNA from Drosophila eugracilis, 2555 nucleotides. Its product is annotated as glutamic acid-rich protein. Gene Ontology annotation, molecular function: proton transmembrane transporter activity. The record is from RefSeq and is a predicted model, not a curated record. The transcript has 2 exons. The coding region runs from base 107 to 2449 and encodes 780 amino acids. Gene Ontology annotation, biological process: proton motive force-driven ATP synthesis. NCBI's taxonomy places the organism in Eukaryota, Metazoa, Arthropoda, Insecta, Diptera, Drosophilidae.
UAUAAGUUUAUAGAACAGACUAGAGGCCAAUCUGAACACCUGUAUAUAUACCUCUAUAUAUACAUAAAUAUAUAAAUCAAAAAAUAUUCAGCUAAGAAGAGCGAAGAUGUGGGAGAAACUGGUGAACUGCAUCAAGACCAACGGUGGUGGUGGCAAAAAAACAAGCUGCCAGGCUGUCCAAUUGGCUGACCUGGUGAAACAGGUGCCCCCCAACCAGAUGAAGAUGUAUGAAAUGUUUGCCAAGAAGCAUGAGGAGUACAAGGAUCGCGUUCGCAAGCAUCCAGAAUCUUUGCCGACAAUCGACUGGGAGUAUUACCGCACCAAUGUCCGUGAAGAGUUUGUGGAUUGGGUCAAGGGUUACGAGAAUAAGUACGAUAAACUUCACUCCCUGUUCGAGAAUCGACAUGCCAUGGUGGAUCACAAACGCUAUUUUGAUCAAGUGGACGUGGAAGAGGCCGAGGUGACGAAGGCUAUUAGUCAGUAUAAGGCUGAAUCGAAUGAAAGAAUCAAAGAGCUGAACAAAAAACUGGAGUUCGUAAAGGCCAUGGUACCCUAUGACCAAAUGACCAUGGAGGAAUUCUGCUAUGCCCGUCCUCAUUUGGCUCCGGAUUUCAUUAACAAACCGACUUUCUGGCCCCAUACUCCCGAAGAGCAAACACCAGGUCCAUCGGAUCCAGAGGCAGCGGCAGCUUUACACCAUGAAGAGGAACCGGAACCGCCGGAGCCUAAAACACCCGAGAAACCUCCGGAAAAGACUGCCGGAGAUGCAAAACCAGCAGCGGCUGCGGCUCCCAAAAAACCCACAGAACCUGCUGUUGACACCUCUCAGUUGGCUGAAAAGGCCAGUGAAAUGGCCAAGGAAUUAGUGGCCAAAGCCAUUGUACUUUUCAACGCUUUAAAAGAGAAAAUAUCGGGAAUGGCCAAGAAUGUUCAGAAGAAAGCCGACGAAGCCCGCGCUGAGAAAUCGGAAACUCCCACAUCCCCAUCCCAAGAGACACGUGACAGGAUUGCAGAACGUCAACCGGGCUCAAAUGUCUGUAACCAGACCAUUAUACGCGGCGAAGAGGCGGAGUCCAAUCCGGAUGUUAAGGCCAGGCAUACUAACCUAUCAAUCGAGUCAGAUCCUUGCGAUCCUCAGGAAGAGAGAAGCAGAGAGAUAGCUAGAACUCUGGAACGGAAGCGUCAGCUUCAGGAGGCGGAGGAGUGGGAUAAAUAUAGGAACAAGGGAGAUCCUUGCAAGCCUGAGGAAGAAUCUAUCUGUGAACCCGAUCCUUGUAAGCAGAAGGAUGAACUCAUUUGUGAGCCUGAUCCUUGUCAAGCGGAUCCGUGCAAGGCAAAAGAUGAAGAAGCCAUCUGCAAGCCUGAUCCUUGUGAACAAAAAGAGGAAGACAUUUGCAAGCUAGAUCCUUGUGAACAAAAAGAAAAGGAUAUUUGCAAGCCAGAUCCUUGUGAACAAAAAGAAGAGGAUAUUUGCAAGCCAGAUCCUUGUGAACAAAAAGAAGAGGAUAUUUGCAAACCAGAUCCUUGUAAGCCAAAAGAUGAAGAAGGCGUCUGUGAUGAAGAUGAAGAUCCUUGCAAAAAGAAACCAGAAGAGAAAGAGGAUGGCAAGUUCGAUAAGGAAAACGAAGGUGAUUCAGAAAAUUACAAAAAUCAGGAGCAGGUCUUCAUCAACAUAGCCAAAUGCAGCGAGGAUCUAGCCAAAAAGGACAAAGAAAAAUCUGCUGAUCCUGGAAAACCCAAGGAAAAGGCUUCUCUACCAGGAACAGUUCAGGGAUCAGAUCAAAAACCUAUUUUAGGCUUACAGCUAACAGAGUCUAAGGGCGCUAGAAAGGAUCAAAAAGACCGCAUUGAAGGUGCAGAUGAAGUGGGUCAUGUGUACACAGAUCCCAAUCAGCUGGCCGAGUUACUUGCCAAGGAGAAAGAGAAAAAGGAGAAAGAACUUAUGGAAAAAUCUGUGCCAGCUAUAAUCGAAGAGGUGAUAAAACCCGAGGACGGUAAUCCAGUUACCAUAUAUCCUAGACUGGAGAUUCCAGCCAGAUCCAAAACCGAAGAACCCAAUAAUGAUAAAACUGUAAAGUCUGCCAAGGAUAUGGCCAAUCAGGUGUUCAGCAUGGCCUCAGGAGCUGCUUCGCUUCUGACAGACGCCACAAAUACACUCGAGGAUUUGAAGAAAAAGAAGGAGGCUCGCUUGGAGGCUUUGGAACAGGCCUACAUUUCUGCCCAAAGACAGGCUGAAGGAGCACAGGCCGAGGCCACGAAAGCCGUAGAAGCUGCCAACAAAUUGGCCCUAAGAUCUGCUCAAGAAACCGGCGAAGUCAGCAACCGGGAUCGUGAGGCCGUGGAAAUGGCCGAAAAGCAUGCCAUUUUGGCUAAGAUGUUGGCCAGCCGUGCUGUGGCCUUAAAGGAGGAAAUCGCCCGUGUUCUUAAUGAUCUGAAAAAGAAGCAGUAAUCCUUCGAGUAACACAUUUCUUAAUGAUUUUAUACCACAUUUUGUUAGUUCUUUUUACGUAUUAAAUUUUCUGUUCGUUGUUUUUUUGUUUUCGUUACCGUUCAAA